Arabidopsis thaliana (thale cress) is the source of this 576-nucleotide messenger RNA. RefSeq names its product Ribosomal protein S14p/S29e family protein. The transcript is spliced from 3 exons. Gene Ontology annotation, cellular component: ribosome. NCBI's taxonomy places the organism in Eukaryota, Viridiplantae, Streptophyta, Magnoliopsida, Brassicales, Brassicaceae. The record is from RefSeq and is marked reviewed. Gene Ontology annotation, molecular function: zinc ion binding; structural constituent of ribosome. The coding region runs from base 126 to 296 and encodes 56 amino acids. Gene Ontology annotation, biological process: translation.
UUUGUUUUCUUUAAUAAAUCCGCUGUUGAUAAAAUUAAUCUUCUCCUCCAACGAGACUAAUAUUUCUAGGGUUUUGAAGAGUCUCUCGUCGCCGUUUGUAAUUCCUCUGUGAGCAAAUCGACAAAAUGGGUCACUCUAAUGUCUGGAACUCUCAUCCGAAGAAGUACGGUCCUGGAUCUCGUUUAUGCCGUGUGUGCGGGAACUCACACGGGCUUAUCAGGAAGUAUGGUUUGAAUUGCUGCAGACAGUGUUUCCGCAGUAACGCCAAGGAGAUCGGAUUCAUUAAGUACCGUUAAAGAGGCCUUUGACUGAUGCUUAUAAUACACAAACAUGUUGGUGUUGAUGAAUUGGCCUUGAAUCUUUUAAGUUGUUGUUGCAUUCUUCUUUAAAGUUUAUCUCUUAUUUGGAACAAUGAUCUUUUGGUUUUGAUUAAUAUUUUGCUUGUUAAUAUAGACCAUUUUGGCAUAGAAUCUCUAGGUUUUCUUGAAGACGUUUAGACAUCAGAAUCCUUGAAAAUCCAAAUGUUUUUAUUAUAUGGUUUUGAUUUCGCAAUGUGAGCUCUGCCUUAUGCUUCAG